AUGCCUUAUAGCAGGACUACUAGCACUACCAAGGCCGCUGCGGCUGGUCCCUCAUCGUCUGCGGGACCUUCCAAUAUGCCAACUAGCGGACAAGCUGAUAGGUCAGGGGCAAGAUCGCACAAGCGAUCCCGCUUAGGUUGCUUCACUUGCCGACUUCGAAGGAAGAAGUGCGAUGAAACUCACCCAGCAUGCAAAUCCUGCACAAACCUAAAUGUCAAAUGCGAAUACAAGCGACCAAUCUGGUGGGGAAGUCCUGAUCAGCGAAGAAUGCAAAAGGAGCGAAUCAAGAACAAAAUCAAGCAAACAAAGUCACUGGAGCGACAUGGUGGUCAACCUGGUAUCCACACAACAGAAUCAUCUCCACCAAGCGACGAUGAGAGCGACUUCACUCGCGACUUCAGCCGCCCUAUUGAGAACUGGGACUCUUUCGGUCCACACUUCUCACAGCCAGGAUAUGUUCCAAUCACAUACAGCCAUUAUACACCAUAUGAGGUUGAUGUCAAGACUGAACGUCAAACGUUUGUUAAUGAUAUCCCACUUCGCCACGAUUCUUCUACUUCAACAUUCAGUGCGAUGGGACCUCCUCAACUUCACGCUACUCUUCCAACAUUCCCACAGGAAGAGUUCUUCCAAGAAGACUGCUUUGAUCCAGCUCAAACUUUCAACCCGGUCGAUCCGACUCUCGUCGCUCAGAGCACUGGACAUUCCUAUUCGUCUCUCAAUGCCAAUAUUCCUGUCGAUGACUAUGAUCGCCCUCUUCUUGACCAUUUCGUGGAAAACGUACUCCGAAUGAUUUUCCCAAUUCUCGAAGUUCACCAGCAGGGCUCUGCACGCGCCCGAUCGGUUCUUCAAUCCCUAGAGACUAACAAGUCUUACUUCCAUUGCUGCCUGAGCGUUUCAGCUAUUCAUCUCAAGACAACCAACGGAUUCAGUGGCGAGCAAAUCGAUAAUGAUAUCAUGCGCCACCGUUAUGAGGCCAUUUCCGAGCUCUGCGAGUCGCUCAAGAAGGACACCGACCAUGAACAAAUCUUGGAUGCGACACUUGCGAUGAUUUUCUUUCAUUGCUCGGUCGGAGCUCCAACUGACUACCUUCCCGACAUCCACUGGAAUGAUCACUUCCAGGCAGUUUCUAACUUAGUAAACAAACUGGACCUUGCAAACAAAAUGAUCCCAUGCGGUGCAUACUCUGUGCCUCCAUUCAGCAUGUCACUAACAAGCUGGAUCGAUAUCUUGGGUGCCACCAUGCUCGGAAAGACACCACAGUUUGCCCAUUCCUACCGUACCAAGCACCUCAGUGGAACCCCAACUGGUCUUAGGGAGCUUAUGGGAUGUGACGACCGCGUAAUGUAUCUCAUUUCAGAAAUUGCAUGCCUUGACUCACUGAAGAACGAGAAUCGCAUUGACCACAUCACACUCUGCAACCAUGUUUCUUCACUGGGAACUCAAUUGGAAUACACCGAGCCAGCAGACCCCACUCUGGAGAGCCCCUACUCUGACACUGGUGCGGUUCGUCCCGAGAUCUUGACAAAGAACAUGACUGCUCUGUUCCGCCUCGCUGCGCGAAUCUACCUAUGCAGUCUAAUCCCCGGAUCAGACCGCACCGAUGCAAACAUCAUGAACCUCGUCGAUGCGUUCGUCACCACCCUGUCGUACAUCCCAGCCGGUGCUUACGGCUAUGACAAAUCAAUUGUUUGGCCACUGCUCAUGGCAGGCGUCUUCUCAACCCCCAGCAGCGCCUUCCGUCAUAUUUUGAACGACCGCAUGUACACCAUGGGAGAAACAUCAGAUCUCGGUAGCUUUGGUCGCAUGUACCAACUACUGACAGAGUACUGGCGCCUCACUGAUGACCCCAUGGACACACCGCCUGCCGUACAAAACAACAUUUUCCAUACCAGCACCCAAAUCACCGAGGAACUACCUUCGGUUCCUUUGCAAUCUUCUGGAAUGAGGGAAAUCAAGAAGCAGCAGUUCCACUGGCGAGAUGUGAUGAACCGCAAUGGCUGGCAUUACUUGCUGAUUUAA
Molecule: messenger RNA, 2022 nt
Organism: Penicillium angulare
Lineage: Eukaryota; Fungi; Ascomycota; Eurotiomycetes; Eurotiales; Aspergillaceae
Product: Zn(II)2Cys6 transcription factor
Exons: 3
Coding region: 1-2022 (673 amino acids)
Biological process (GO): positive regulation of transcription by RNA polymerase II
Cellular component (GO): nucleus
Molecular function (GO): zinc ion binding; DNA-binding transcription factor activity, RNA polymerase II-specific; transcription cis-regulatory region binding
Source: RefSeq, a predicted model, not a curated record